CGUCAAGAGAUAAGAUUGAUCAGCCACGACUUCACGACCGACCAAGCACCUUCGGCAUUACUUGUUCCUGGCUCAAUAUUUCGGGUUCGUCUGCUCUCGAAUUAUUCCAACAAGCCUGGAAAUCAGCACGACCGGAUUAUAAGUAGAAGCCGUCUGCUUCUUUACGGCAAUCAUGCUAGUUGACGCUCCCUAUCUUUCCUCCCUCCAGAAUAACAUUCGUCAGAGACCAAUACCUUGGGAAGGCGCUGUGAGAGCGGGCAAUCUUACCGAGGAUGAGCUCAAGAAGAUAAAAGCAGUUGACAAGGUUCGGAAGGAUCAACGAAAGCAGACCAUUCAGAGCGAUCUAGACGCCUAUACAAGGUUGCUUUUGGGUGGAGAUUCUCAACCCAGUGUGUUGGAAUCUGCGGCCAAGAGAGGUGACGUCGUACAGUAUAUUCUCGUCCUUGCCAGUGACCUUAUAGAGGAUGUCCCCGAAUUGAAAGCAGGUCUUCUUAGACACCCUGCUCCGUACAGGCCAUUCGUGCCUCUUUUAAGCCAGUCAUCGAAUCCUGAAGACCCGAUACCCCUGUUGACUGCCUAUCUCCUCACUGGCCUAAUUUCGUCCGCAAUACUUAGCUCGUCCAAGGAAAGUUCCAAGAUCGAGGAACCAUUGACCAGGCUGUAUAACUACCUCUCUCUUCUCUCCAAGAGUUCAGAUAGCGGUCUUCAGGACAUAUCUGUGCAAGAAUAUUCUGCGCUGUUGCGUACAAGACAAUCGCGUGGUCUCUUUUGGAAGUUAAGAAAAGACACGAUUGUCCCGCUCGUCGAUAUUCUUCGCUCCGCGGCGGGCACAGCCAAGGACACCUCCACAUUAUGGGAGGGUAGCACCAGCAUCGGCCGCAACACCUUUGACAGCGGGCUCGGCGGAGGGAUCGGCUUGCAGCUUCUUUAUCACGUUCUGCUUGUCCAGUGGCAGCUCAGCUUUGAGGGCGCUCUCGUCGGCGAAGAUCUUGAAUCCGAACACGAAAUUAUUCCGCUGUAUACCCAUCUUCUCCGCCUCUCGCCGAAAGAGAAGACCACUCGUCUCCUCCUUUCCACACUCCGUAACCUCCUCUCAACCAAUGAGACCAGCCUCCUUCCCGUGGCUGUGCUCGUCCGCCUACCAGCACUCCUUCAGAACCUUAAAGGCCGCCACUUAUCCGACGACGACUUAUUGGACGACCUGCAAUCUCUUAGUGAUAUGCUAGAAGAGUACACCAAAACGCAAACUACAUUUGACCAAUAUGCCGCCGAAAUACACUCCGGGCACCUGCACUGGUCUCCUCCUCAUCGUAAUCCGGUCUUCUGGGCCGAAAACGCCCGUCGCAUCCUCGACGAAAACAAGGGCGAACUUCCCAAGAAGCUGGCAGAAAUCAUUUCUGAGCCGUGGGAUUCGGACAAACAAGUUCUUGCUAUAGCGUGUAACGACAUUGGAUACCUCGUCAAAGAAGUCCCUGAGAAGCGCGGACAGCUCGAGAAACUCGGCCUAAAGGGCCGCAUUAUGGAACUCAUGGGCGAAAGUAACGAGGCUGUGCGGUGGGAAAGUCUGCGCGCCGUGGGUGAGUGGUUGCGCUACAGCAUUGAAGCAUAGAUGUUUGUUCUCUCUCCGCUGCUUCUUGAUCAGAUCCUUUCGAUUCUUUUUUGUAUCGUAGCGCAUCAUUCACAAAGCUUCGUCCUUCCGUUACCGUUUACCCUUCAAUGCCAACCGUGGCUGUCGGUCCAUAGUAGCUAAUCGUCUGUUCUUCAUCCUACAACCUUUGCCUUUUAGCUGUAAAUUUCUCCACCAGUAUGCGGGCAUAUACAUUGCUCCCUAACGUGCGUGGUUAUCAUUUUUUGUAUUUGUUGACUUAUCUCACAUCCUCCUACUUCAUUUUCUCUUCGAAUGUUUCGAAACGUUGAAUCUUCACUUUGGACCGAGAUAAACUGCAACUUUUCCAUUCUAUUUUUCUUUUAGAAUAUUUACAUACACAUACAAAUUCAAAUGUCCUCGUGC
Molecule: messenger RNA, 2011 nt
Organism: Xylona heveae TC161
Lineage: Eukaryota; Fungi; Ascomycota; Xylonomycetes; Xylonales; Xylonaceae
Product: ARM repeat-containing protein
Exons: 3
Coding region: 173-1609 (478 amino acids)
Biological process (GO): proton transmembrane transport
Cellular component (GO): fungal-type vacuole membrane; vacuolar proton-transporting V-type ATPase, V1 domain
Molecular function (GO): proton-transporting ATPase activity, rotational mechanism
Source: RefSeq, a predicted model, not a curated record